AACAAAUUAAUUAUUGAAUGUUGGCGAGCACUUGCUCAAAUUGUCGGCGAGGAAAAUGUGCUUGAUGGUCAUUUCCAACGAAACCCACUAAAAGAAUUGCAAUUCUUUAAUUCAUACCAAAAACGACAGGGGACAAAUUUUUAUGAAUUGCAACGAAGAUUAUUAGAUGGCGCCCGACAAUAUUUAGAGGAUCAAUAUGAUAAAUGGGUUGAUGAUUACAUUGCUGGUCAUCGAAAAGAAGCUCAGAUGGGCGGAAUACCAUUGCCUAGGAACAAAGCAGAGGCUUUCAUGCGUGCUUUUCACCGACCAAAUGGAGGGAAACCAAUGGACCACUUGGAAGUUAUUGCAGAAAAAAUCCCGUUAUGGGGUGUAAUAUUCACUUUAACACGAUGCGGUAAUCUAACUGAAGCUUUGGCAGUAGCUCGUGAUUAUGAACGUCAUUUGCAUAGAAAUGACAAGACAUUUAUAACAUAUUUCGCCGAAUACUUGCAAAGAAAGAGAAGACUGCCACGAGAACAAAGGGAACAACUUGUAGCAGAUGUAAAACAACGCGUCAAACUUUCUGCUAAACAUCCUCAAGAUUAUUACAAGCUGACUAUGUAUCAUAUUUUGGCUCAAUUACCUUUGACCACCAUACCUAAUACUGCAAUUCCUUCAACAGAGGAUUACCUUUGGUUUAACUUGACGAUAGUUCAGCAUGGAAAGGAGGUCGGUGGAACUGGAAAUGAAUCGUUAACCGUUGGCAAUUUUCAAAAACAUAUUAUACAAUUCGGUCCGAAUACAUACACUUCUGACGGUAAAGAGCCAGUACAAUAUUUCAGGGCAUUAUUAAUAUCCGCGCAGUUUGAAAGAGCUGUCGAUUAUCUGAAUAAAACCGAUUUUUCCGUAGAAGCUGUGCACUUUGGCAUCGCGCUUGCUUACUAUGGUCUUCUUCGAGUGCCAGAAAAUCAAGACGCCAUGGCGACGCUUCUUGAGAAUAGUGAUGGAAUUAGUGCCUAUCUAAAUUUCAAUGGACUUAUCUAUCAUUAUGUGGAACGAUUCCAUUUGUUGAGACCAAGACUUGCAGUCCACUAUUAUUCUUUCUUAUAUUUAUACGGAAGCGAACAAACCGAAGCAGCACGCAAUCAAGUAGAAUUAAGUAACGCGUAUAUACGUCAACUUGUAUAUGAUACAGGAAAUUUUGAAGAGUUAUUGGGCAAUCCUCGAAAGCAUUUGGCAAGUGAAAUACCUGAGAAUUUACCAUUAUUGCAUAUUCAUAACGAUGUGGAAUUCAAGGCAAAGAUAAUAGCGCCAUUAGGCAAAAAGUUUGAACUUGACCAUAAAUACAAACAAGCGUUAGAACUGCUUGAACUGGCUGAGGAAUACAACUUCGUCAUAUCAGUAUUAAACAAGAUGCUCGGUGAAUAUCUAUGGAAUCAUACUCAUCAACAAGCCUCAAUCGAGACUGACGAAGAUCUAGAUCCAAAAUAUGUAAAACAAAAAUUUGCCCAGUACAUACAAGAGCGGCUUCUGAAUCAUUGCUCAACGAUGAUUAUCAGAGACUGUGAAUUAUUAUUGGAUUUGACAGAGUUCGUAAAUUUUUACAAUCAAAAGGAUUAUGUGCGAGCGCUUGAGUUAAUUGAAAGGAUGAACAUCAUCCCACUCGAAGCUGAUAUGGCUGAAAUGGCAAAACGAAAUCAAGAAUUAUCAGGAAAAAGCGAGGAAAUACGGCGAAAUUAUCCUGCGUUAAUGUUACUCACUAUGGAAUGUUUGUAUGAGUAUCACCAACAGCUGAAAACACGGCCUUCGCCUGGUCCGCUAUUUGAUACUGAUUCUUUUAGUAAAAUGCAUGAACUACAAAGAAAAGCUCGAAAUAUCAUGCAAUUUGUUGGGUUUGUAAAGAAUAGUUUACCGUCUGACAUCUAUAACAGGUUGGCCCAUUUCGAAGUCCUUAUGCGAUGA
Messenger RNA from Ambispora leptoticha, 1941 nucleotides. Lineage: Eukaryota; Fungi; Glomeromycota; Glomeromycetes; Archaeosporales; Ambisporaceae. The record is from the annotation of a GenBank genome assembly.